Molecule: messenger RNA, 2072 nt
Organism: Folsomia candida
Lineage: Eukaryota; Metazoa; Arthropoda; Collembola; Entomobryomorpha; Isotomidae
Exons: 5
Coding region: 341-1915 (524 amino acids)
Source: RefSeq, a predicted model, not a curated record
UCACGUAAUCUCAUACAAAUUUACAAUAGUUACAUGUGCGUAUCGCAUGGUAAAAUUGGAAUCAACCCUUGCCCUAUAAUCUUCCGAAUCAGUACCCAAAUUCCUCCAGAGUACUUAGAUACAAACUCCAGCCACAGCAGCAAAUGUGACAUGUUGAAUUGUGAUUCCGUUAGUAUUCUGAAAUAUUAAUAUAAAAAAGUGAAUAAACAUUUUCCACAUUUCUGUCCAAGAAAUUAUUAUAAGUAGAUAAUUCAAUUCAAUUCAUUCCUCAAACCGUAGUAUUCAAAACUUAAAAUAUCGGACAAAGUCUACAACAAUUUUUCUCGCAUGGAAUAAAAGUAUGGAAUUUCAUCGGGGACCAAGUGCGCAACAGGAGGCAUUAAGUAACCCAAUUAUUCUGACGGAAAUAUUAAAGCAGUCCUCCAUCCCGUUAAAAACUUGUCGACUCGUUUCCCACUUUUGGAAUAAAAUGGUUCUCACCCUCCCCAAUACGAAACUCGCCCUAAAUCUGAAACCUAGGCACCAAAAUUUUGGAACCGACCCGGCCCCAUUUUUCGAACUCUGUAACACCCUAGACGACCGACUUGCUAAACGGAUUAGCGCCAGGACCCCAUUUUUCGCCGAGGCGUCCUACUCCUUCGCUGCCAAGAUGAUCUAUCUCUGUGGAAAGUUUAGCCAGCGGGUAGAAAGUUUGGGAAUUUUGCUCCAUUUUGAAGACUGCUUACCACACAUUUCCCAAAUUUUUUCAAAUUCCUGCCCGAAUUUGAAACAAUUACGGAUCAGGUGCAUGUUCGACGGAGAAAAUUAUGUUCCCAGUCCAGAAAUUUUGGCAGCGCCGUUUCCGCGAAAACCAAACUUGACCGUGUUCCGGCUACAUUCCGCCGAGCUGGCGGUGUCCCCUGCUCUGACCACUUUUACCCAGCUGGUCGUCGCGGCCGCGCCAAAUUUAAAAAAGCUCGUCCUUCCCUGGGGGGUAUAUCCAGAUUUGGAAAAUUCAAAAUUCCUGGACUCCUUAACCCUAAAGUUGGACCUCGCUCGGUCGCUAGAGGUCGUUCUGAGAGACUAUAAACCGUCCGAACUGGCACGUAUGCUGGGUCAAGUCGGUGACCACGUGGUCCACCUUGCUUUUUCGUGCUACGGCUCAUAUAAUAAAUACAGCAAGCACGAGGACUACGACCUCGUGGAUAACUCGACCCGAUCAAGAAUCCGUUUGCCGGGAAGGAUGUUGAAAUUACGCACGUUCAAAAACGACAUGCUCGACAUUAUUCAGCAUGCCGAUCUCUGGAGAGAUAUCGAAGGAAUGCCUGGACUAGAAACGCUCUGGAUUGGAAAGAUAUCUAGAACGGCGACAAGUGUGGAUGCCUUUUUGAAAAAUCUGUCUGAAAAGGAACGGGUUUUUAGAAAAGUGACGGAUUUGAGGAUUCAAGAAUUGUACGAUCCCACGCUUCUUGCCCGAUUGAAGACGGCGUUUCCGAACUUGAAGACGUUGGGGUUGGACUCGUUGUACGAAAUGGAGGAGGGUGGCAUGGAGUUGGGUGUGGUUCUCAAGGCGUGUGUGGGUUGGGGCGGGUUGAAACAUUUGCGUGUCCGGCUGCCGACUUAUCCUGAACGAAUGUGGGAUUUCAUUAAGGCCUUGUUAGAUGGGAGUGAAUUGUACAAAGGGCUGAAAAGUUUACAAAUCAAGGCGCACGGUGGGUAUUUUACGAGGCGCGAUUUGACGGACGCGGAGAUGUAUCUAUUUAAGGGGCUGCUCGUUGUGAUGAAGGAAAUUGAUCACGUCAACAUUCGUGAUCUUUAUUUUGGUGGCGAAUCUCUUAAAAAUAUAUUGGACUUUAUGGCGUCAAACGGAAUUUCCUUGUCGAAAUUUAAGGUGUUACAAGGCGGAAGGACGGAUAAUGUGAACGAUUUCGAGUAGAUGAGACCUGACGUAGUGACGAUUAGCUGAGUUAUACCGGAUUUUUAAAGUUUUUAUAUGUAAAAAAAUUGCUAAUUAUUAAAAGCUUAUGAAUUACUAUUUAAUUGCACACUAUCUGUAUGCAUUUCUUCAAAAGUUGAUGUUACAUAAAUAAAUA